AACCACCGUAAAGAACAAGAACAAACGAGUUUUCAUCUCGCGAGAUUGGGAUUUUAACCAUGGCGGUGCUCCUUGAAACAACACUGGGCGAUAUUGUGAUUGAUUUGUACACAGACGAAAGACCUAAAACUUCCCUGAACUUUCUGAAAUUGUGCAAGAUAAAGUACUACAACUACUGCCUCGUCCACAAUGUCCAGCGAGACUUCAUUGUACAGAGUGGAGAUCCCACUGGUACCGGCCGUGGUGGAGAAUCAAUCUAUAGCAAACUCUAUGGGGACCAGGCCAGCUUUUUUGAUGUGGAGAAAGUGCCACGAAUCAAACACAAAAAGAGCGGGACUGUGUCCAUGGUGAACAAUGGACACGAUCAGCAUGGUUCUCAGUUCCUUAUCACCACAGGUGAGAACCUCAGCUAUCUCGAUGGAGUCCACACUGUGUUUGGGGAAGUUUCUGAAGGCAUGGAUGUCUUGGCCAAAAUCAAUGAGACCUUUGUUGACAAGGACUUUGUUCCUUUUCAGGAUAUCAGGAUAAACCACACAGUCAUCCUGGAGGACCCAUUCGAUGACCCUCCCGACCUGCCAGUGCCUGAUCGAUCUCCUGAGCCCACCAAAGAGCAGCUGGAUAGUGGAAGAAUUGGUGCAGAUGAAGUGAUUGACGAUACGACUGGGAAGGAGGCUGAGGAGCUUGAGGAGAGGCUGAAGGAGAAAGAGGCCAAGACUCAGGCCAUCCUGCUGGAGAUGGUGGGCGACCUCCCUGAUGCAGACAUGAGGCCACCAGAGAACGUGCUGUUUGUGUGCAAACUGAACCCUGUCACCACAGAUGAGGACUUGGAGAUCAUCUUCUCACGCUUUGGCCUCAUCAAAAGCUGUGAGAUCAUCAGAGACUGGAAAACUGGAAAUUCCCUCUGUUACGCUUUUAUCGAGUUUGAUAAGCAAGACGAAUGUGAAAAGGCAUAUUUCAAAAUGGACAAUGUUCUGAUUGAUGAUCGGCGCAUUCAUGUGGACUUCAGUCAGUCAGUGGCCAAAAUCAAGUGGAAAGGGAAAGGUGGGAAGUAUACUAAAGAUGACUUCAAGGCCUAUGAGAAGGACGUGGAAAACCGAUCCAAGCUUGCUCUCAAGGACCAAAUGAAGCCUAAACAAGAUUCCAAAUAUGAACUGCUAAUGGAUGACGACCACGAGGAGACAAGUCAGCGGCACUUGGAGAAGAAGCACAAGGACAAGAGGCAUCAUCAUCAUCAUUCUGGUGAUGAAGAGAGCAGGAAGUCCAAGAAACACAAGGACACUGAGGAGAGCCAGCGUGACAGGAAAACAGGCCGCCAGCGCUCCAGAUCCAGAUCCAGAUCCCGCUCCAGAGACAGGGACCACAAACACAGCAAGUCACGUGUCAAACAUGGGAAAGAAGGACGCAACAAAGGCUACAAGGACCGGAGCCGCAGCCGCUCCCCGAAAAAGUCCAAGGACAAAGACAGGAGUAGACACAGAUGAGAGGGGUCACUUUAAUCUCACUGAGCAUCUAAAUGUGAUAGUUCAGGGUUGUUAGAAGUGUGGCAACAAAGUCACUACUCACUGUUGUGUGCUAUAAUUAUUAUUAUUAUUAUUAUUAUUAUUAUAAUAAUAAUAAUAAUAAUAAUAACAUCUUUAUCUUAUUGUUAGACCACAGAGAAAAUCAGUGAUUUUACAUCACAGCACACAGGAGUUGUUGAUCCAUCAGUAAGUUCAAAUGUCUUCUGUGACUUCAGUGUUUAAAACACAAAGUGACCACACGAGGCAGCAGAGGACCAGCAGCUCCUGUAAAUCGCUGGUGUUCUCUGUGGACACAGUUGAGUUUCCAGUCAGUCUCAGGCUGGUGCUCACACAACCACACUGCUAAAAUCCUGAAGUAUCUUUUUGAAUUCAAUAGCUUCACUUUGAUGUUCACAUUUAUGUCACACUGUUUAAAGAACAACAGCCAUUAAAACACUUUUUAAUGUGUGUAUUAAAAUCUAAUUUUCAUUUUCAAAUGUCA
Molecule: messenger RNA, 2001 nt
Organism: Solea solea (common sole)
Lineage: Eukaryota; Metazoa; Chordata; Actinopteri; Pleuronectiformes; Soleidae
Gene: ppil4
Product: peptidylprolyl isomerase (cyclophilin)-like 4
Exons: 13
Coding region: 60-1481 (473 amino acids)
Biological process (GO): protein peptidyl-prolyl isomerization
Cellular component (GO): nucleus
Molecular function (GO): RNA binding; peptidyl-prolyl cis-trans isomerase activity
Source: RefSeq, a predicted model, not a curated record